GCCACGCUCAGCCCUACCCUGGAAGCACCCUGGAGACCGACACUAAGUGAAACAGCUUUCCCCAAAGCCACAUGUGGAUGCAGGCAUACAAGAAAGGAUGAUCAACUUUGAGCGCCCUCCUCCAUUAGCCGCGCAGGCCGGGAGGAAUCCAUCAGCGGACAACAUCAUGCCUCACAGAUACACCCACCGGCGGAGCAAGGUGAAUGGCGCGGGCCGGAGGAUGGAGCGGCGGGGCAACGCGGGCAAAGCCAACCACAGGUCCAAGAAGCUGGCCGUCAUCUCCCGCUCCCUGAUCCUCUGCAGCUCGCGGACCAGCGACGAUGGCUCCAGCCCCGAGGAGCGAUACGCCGACUCCUGGGAGAAGGAGAACGACAGGGAGAGGGAGAGGGAGAAGGAGAGGGAGGGGUGCGGGAAGAGCCCUCAGGAAGCCACCUCGUCCUCCUCCUCAGCUGCAUGCGCCGUCCCCUUGGGGGUGCCCUCACAGUCUCCCCCGGGGGAACCGAGGAAGAAUAUGAGGAGGACCUUCUCUAUAAAGGAAAGCAGUAUAUGGAGAAUGUGUGUAGCGACCGGCGAGGACAGCCUGGGGCUCCAGAUCUCUGAUAAUAACACCCAGCCGAGUGACAAAGGCCUCACUGUUGGCCUUGUGAAAAACGGAGGGGUGGCAUUCAGGAACAGUUAUCUUCAGCCAGGAGAUGGGGCCUGCCCCCUCGCGGGGCAGUUUGUAAACGGUCAUUCCAAGACAGAGGCCGAGUCAACAACGCAGCCAGUGGUGGGCGCAGCUGACACAAUGGCUUAUAUUGAUGACUCGUCAGCUGGUGAACACACUAGGCCUUUGCUCAGUCUCAGUGCUCCUCCAAUGCCACCUGCACACAUUGAGGACCCACAAUCCCUGGCCAACAAUGGAGAUAAAGAGCCUGUGGGUAAAGAUGCUGACCAUAAGGAGCCUAUUCUGGAAGUGAGAGGGGAGAAUGGAGGAUUCUGGGAGAAGGAGAAGACUGACCAAGCCUCGCAGAACCAGUCGGCCUGUAAGAGGACCCGGUCCAAUUCCACCAGCGUCAAUCCCUACUGGAUCGGGGACUUGGACGCUCUCAUCAUGAAGGCUCCUGAAAUCUAUGGGAGCCACACCCAGGGCAGCGCGGGCUUUUACGGGAACAGGAAGUCCCUCUCCCAGCAGCUGGAGUUCCCCCACGGGAUCGCGCAGGCUGCCCCGAGACCGUCCCGGUCGCUGAGCUCAGCUCACCUGGUCCACUCCAGCAGCAGCGUGCAGGCUUUCGUCAUCUGCAACAUCGUCCUGAUGAAGGGCCAAGGCAAGGGGCUGGGAUUCAGUAUCGUCGGUGGGAAGGACAGCAUGUACGGCCCAAUGGGGAUCUACGUCAAGACAAUCUUCCCCGGUGGGGCGGCGGCUGCGGACGGGAGGCUGCAGGAAGGAGAUGAAAUCCUGGAGCUCAACGGUGAGUCUCUGCACGGAUUGACCCAUGAAGACGCCCUGCAGAAAUUCAAACAAAUAAAGAAGGGCCUGCUGACGCUGGCCGUACGGACCAGCCUGCGUGUGGGGGCGCUGUCCAGCCAGGCCCAGAUAUCUCAGCUCUGCCGGUCCCGGUCGCUGAGCUCCAGCGCCGGCAUCGCCAGAACCAGCGCCGACAUGGGUGAUUACAGCUUCCUGACCAACCCCGCGAAGCCCAAAGACCGCAUCAUGAUGGGGGUCACACUGCAGAAAGAGAUGGGCGUAGGCCUUGGCAUUGGGCUUUGCUGCGUGCCCUCCAGCGAGGGCUGCCCGGGCAUCUACAUCCACACCCUGUCGCCCGGCUCGGUGGCCCACAUGGACGGGCGGCUCAGGUGUGGGGAUGAAAUCAUCGAGAUCAACGACACGGUGGUUUACAACAUGACGCUGAACGAAGUCUACACAGUUCUGAGCCACUGCAACCCGGGCCCGGUUCAGGUCAUCAUCAGUCGCCACCCUGACCCAAAAGUCUCCGAGCAGCAGCUGAACGAGGCCAUCGCGCAGGCCGUGGAGAACAGCAAGCUGAAGAAAGACAAGCACCCGUGGAGCAUGGAAGGCCUACGCAGGCUCGACCCCUGCUCCCACGGGAAGCAUAAAUGCGACCGCUGUGUGGAGAGGAGCUUCGGCCACCUGAACGGCCGGCGCGCUCAGAAGGUGAUGACCCGCUCCUGCAGCGACAGCACCUACAACCACCGCUCCCACUGCGGGCCCGGGGUCCCCCACCCCCACGCGCACCCUGACCUGAAGGCCCGUGUCCACAGCGUGGACGUCACCAUGCCCUUCCCCCACCCGUCUGAGCCCGAAGUCUGGCCGGAGGGUGGGCCGACACCUCCUUAUGGGGACGAAGACUAUAAUGUCCCCUACAACUGUGUGGACAGCGGCCCCAGCCAGCUCCCGUUGGACCUGGUUAACAGAGGCCUGAAGAGCCCCAGACCCAAACCACCGACCCCUCCCAGGAAGUACUACAAACGACAGGAAGUAUCGAGUGAGGAGCCUCUCCCAGACUCAGGUGGGAGCAGCAGGGACUCACCUGUUAAAGAGGAUGGCUGGCACUCCCCCCAUUCCAACUGCCGGGAAGCAGCGAGCAAUCUUUCGGAGGGAACUAAAGCAACUCACACCAGCCCUGCCACUGCCUGUUCCGACUCAGCGGAACACUCCACCAGAGAAGACAGAAAACAUAAAGGUACAGAGCCUCCUGUCCUCGUAUGCUCCCAGAGCAAAAGGCCAACGCUGAGGAGGCAGGCCCACGUGGAACUGAUCCAGGAACAGCUGCAGGACCCCUGGGUGAGGAUCUCUGAGGGCACAGAGGGCCAGUGUGUGCCUGUCACCAUGAGCGAGGAGAACGGAACGGCUGACCUCGGCGAGCCAGCCACGCCUGAGGACGCCCCCGCGGCCGCUGGGCUCUUGCAGUCCCAAUCGGAGGAACCGCCCGUAGUGAAGAAAGGGCCGCCGGUGGCACCGAAGCCCGUGUGGAUCCGGCAGAGCCUGCGGAGCAUCAAGGGCGGCAGGCAACAGCCGGAGCCUGUCAAGCCUCCCGAUAAGAAGGCCCAGGACCUGGGGAGAACCUUCGGGGUCAGCCUGAGAGCCACCUCGGCGGGGACCAACUUGUCCUUCAAGCAGAAGCUCCACUCGUUCGAGACCUUCUCCAGCGCCGAGCCGCCGGAGAGGGGUAGCAGGAGGCUGGGCCCCUCCACCUCGCUGCCGUUGAUGGACAAGCCCCUCAGCCGGAGUGACGUCAGGGGUCCCGCUGCUGACGUGGGCGCCACUGCGAAUGGCGGAUCGGCGGUGAUCGGCACGCCGGCCACUGACGGCAGGUCUUCCUCUCCUCCAACCGUUGCGCGCAAGCCCAAGCCACCAGCAGGCAGCACAGAGGCCAGCGAUUCAAACCGCCCCACAGAGGCAGCCCAAGAGCCCCCCCCGGAGGCAACCCCAGAGACAACCCCAGAGACACCCCCAGAGACACCCCCGGAGACAACCCCAGAGACAACCCCAGACACACCACCAGAGACAACCCCAGAGACAACCCCAGACACACCACCAGAGACAACCCCAGAGCCAGUCAGACCCUCCCAGGAAGCAGCUGUCCAAGAAACAGAAGUGGAGGUAGAGACAGCCCCUUCUCCACCUUCCAGCCCCAGGAGAACCUCUAUCCCAAAAAGUACCCCCUCAGACCAGCCCCUGCCCUUCAAGCAGGCCAGUCUGCGGACCAGGAGCCUCCCGCUGACUUCCUCCUCCUCACUGGAUGGCUCCGUCCUGAAGGUCCUGGACACGGAGAGCCUGGGGAAGAUCCUGUCCUUCAGUAACCAGGUGUCCCACGCGCUGAUGCGCUCCAUGCGCUCCCUGCCCCAGUCUCCCUGCACUCGGCUUAGCAACCCCUGGAGCCCCCGUCCUGGUUCACCCCUGAACAAACCGGACGAGGAGGACAAGGCCCCCCCCUCUCCAGCUCCUGACAGCAACGAAAGGGGAUUCUCUGUCAGCCUGGCCGAGCUCAGGGAGUGCACCAUUGAGAGAGGAGAGGACAGCGGGAAGGAGGGGGCCCGCGAUCACCCCGUACCACCCCCGGCCUCCUCUGCCUGUGCCCAGUCCGUCAUCUCCGCCAUCCCGCCCGAGGAGAUUGAAAAGAUGAUCGAGGAGGUCAAAGCCCUGGAUGAGGAGACUCUCAAACAAUUUGAGGACAUCCAUGUUGUCAUCUUGCACAAAGAGGAGGGAGCCGGCCUGGGAUUCAGUAUUGCUGGAGGGAUAGACCUAGAGAACAAAGCAACCACCGUCCACAAGGUGUUCCCCAACGGCCUGGCGGCACAGGAGGGGACCAUCGAGAAGGGGGACGAGGUGCUGUCCAUCAACGGGCAGACGCUGAAGAACGUGACGCACGGCGACGCCACCACCACCCUCCGACAGGCCAGAAGCAUGAGGCAAGCGGUGGUGGUGGUGUGCAAGAGCAAAGACGGCGAGAGGACGGCCCCCGGUGCCAGCGACCUGCCCCAGAGCGGUACAGAUCAGAACGUCACAGAGGUGGGUGACAGUCUUAUCAUGCAGCUGGAGAAGACUGCUGGCGGAGUGGGCUUCAGUUUAGAGGGAGGCAAGGGCUCCAUUCAUGGGGACAGAGCCAUCGUCAUCAACAGGAUCUUCAAAGGUGGCGCUGCUGAGCACAGCGGGAUCCAGUCUGGGGAUGAGCUGCUACAGGUCCAGGACACCACCCUACAGGGGUUAACGCGCUUUGAGGCCUGGAACAUCAUUAAAGCGCUGCCCGAGGGGCCUUAUAAGGCAGUCAUCAGGAAGAAGGUGGAGGUGGAGGUGGCCUAAAUGAUUGCACACAGCCUCAAGCCUGUGCAGAGACACAGAACACAUAUUAUCUUCAUUGACCCAUAGGCGGAAACUCAGACUCUUACACCAGCCUGGGUUUCAAAACUGUAACAACACGUUGCGUCAGCUGAUGGAGCGACUGCACGUUCACUUUUUCACUGCAGUGUGUUUAGGCUGGAGGUAUUUCACUUACACUGCUUUCUUUUUCAGUUUCGGAAAUCUCGAUCAGGGACACCAGUGAGCCGCUCCUUUACGAAACGGUUCACGUUUCGACAUUUCAGCUUUGCACAAAACACUGUCAACGCAGGUACAGUGACACAUUAAACCAAAGCAGAGAACAAGCACAAAAAAAGAAAUUUUUACUUGAGUUUUAACGAGUUAUUUUUGAUACGCUUUGCUUUUCACAGUGCAACUCAAACCAUGGCAUGGUAUGCGCUUCAUCAUGCACUAGACCGGUGUGAUAAAGAUGAACCGCACUGGAGUGGCAUACCAGCCUGUCUCUGUUUACUGUAACGUUAUAAAGAGUAAUGCGCUUCUCAUGAGGUACGAUAUAAAAAUUCAGACCAAAGAUGAUCAGAGAUGAUACAUACAGUAGCGCUGUACUGUUUCACAUCUGCAAACAAUGCGUUGUGUCGCCAAAAGCUGCCUUACUAGGGGUGACAGACAGGUACUACUUGUUUGUAAAAGUUCCACAUGAAACAAUGCAAGACAACUGAAUCUUUUAUUUUCUACAUAAUCUCACCUCUACAUUCACUGCUAACAGUUUAGUCUCAGAAAGAAGUGGAUUUACUUUUAUUACAGGUUCAUUUUCAAUGCAAUCCUUUCUAUUGGUAAAGAAAAACAGUAUUAUUUACUUAGCACAAAGUUCUGGCCAGGUCCAUGGUCCAUACUGGGGAAAAUGUCCUAGGAAUAUUAUGAAAGUGUAUUUUAAAUAUUUUGUAUAGACUAAACAAAAAUGUUAUGAUAAAUACAACUUAUAAUGAAUGCCCAGAGAUUGAUGUAUAAGAAUUUUAAUUUGAGAAGAUUUUAAUUUACAAAAGUAAAGCUAAA
Molecule: messenger RNA, 5854 nt
Organism: Megalops cyprinoides (Indo-Pacific tarpon)
Lineage: Eukaryota; Metazoa; Chordata; Actinopteri; Elopiformes; Megalopidae
Gene: il16
Product: interleukin 16
Exons: 22
Coding region: 98-4804 (1568 amino acids)
Biological process (GO): induction of positive chemotaxis; leukocyte chemotaxis
Molecular function (GO): cytokine activity; CD4 receptor binding
Source: RefSeq, a predicted model, not a curated record